AUGUAGCUUUAAGUUAUUUGUAAUAAGUAAUCAUGGACUUUCAAAAGACCAUUAGCUGAACUUAACAUUAAAAAAAUUCUAAAAAGACUUCCUUUAAGAAUUGACAACCUCCCUAAUUAGUUCACACUUCAAUAUGAAGAUCUUGAUGGAGAUAUGAUUGAUGUCACAUGUGAUUCUGACUUAUAAACCAUAAAGGAAUGUUAAUUGGAUAAUAAAUUAGUAACAUUGUAAUUAUUUAUUCACUUAUUGUAGUUAUGUACGAGAAGUUCAAGAUGAAGGAUUUAAGAAAGAAUAAUAAUGUCACAAAAGAGGAAACAGAAAAGAACAUAUAAAAUAAAUAGUUAACCAGCAAGUUAUGGUACUAAUCCCUGAGAUUACUAAGUAAGUUAAAUUAUAAAUGACUACUGAUGAUAUUUAAAAAGAAAUAGAAACAUUAUCAAUUAAGAACAAAAAUUAAGUAGAAGUCAGAGAAACUAAUAAAAUAGUACAUGAGAAAAUUAUGUGUGAUGGAUGUAAAAUGUUUCCAAUUCUAGGAAUCAGAUAUAAAGUAAAUUUAACAAAUAACAAUAUAGUGCCCAAUAUGCUAAGACUUUGAUUUAUGUGAAAAAUGUGAAGAUUUAGGCACACAUAAACAUGCUAUGUUGAAAAUUAGAAAACCAGAAUAGGCUCCUUCAAUUCUAGUGACAGCUAUUGUAUUAAAUAAUUUAAAUAAUUAGGAUGAUAAAUAAGAUUUACCAUAAGAAAAUACUUCAAGAACCUAAAUUGAUUAGAUGAUGGAACGUUCUAAUUAGAUGUCUAUUGGAUUCCCUAAUUUCUGCAUGUUUCAUUAACCAUAACAAGUUUAGGAAGCUCACUUAAAUGAAUCCACCAAUCCAAUUAUUGUGGAAUUAUGCGAAUUAUUGGGAAUAAGACCAGAAAUAGCUUAGACAUUGAUAGAAUUAUUCCCCACUCAAAGUGCUAAGGAGAUAAUGGAAAUUGUAGGAGAUGAUAUAGAAUACUUGAAUUCUCUUCAAAAAUCAACCAUUUGA
This is a messenger RNA of Paramecium primaurelia, 1028 nucleotides long. The record is from the annotation of a GenBank genome assembly. Lineage: Eukaryota; Ciliophora; Oligohymenophorea; Peniculida; Parameciidae.